CGACAGUCAAGUACUUAACGAACUCAUGGCGCAGUCCGACACCGGAAAAAUGGACUCACCUGCAACGAUUCAAUGUACCUCCCAACAAACUCGAUUUCAUAUCGAAUCUCCCAAUUACCGCGAGCUCGACAUUAAAGGACUUCAAAUUCUCGUUACGUCAGGGGAGAAGAAAUCCACCACAAAGGGGAAAUCCAAAGCGAGAUCUAAAGACGGUACCGAUAUUUUAUCCAGCGCGGACCUGUCAUUAAAAGAAGGUCGGCGAUAUGCUCUUGUCGGUCGAAAUGGGACCGGAAAGUCGACUCUGCUGAGAAGUAUAGCAGAGAAGCUCAUUCCUGGAAUACCAGAGAACACAAGGAUUGCGAUACUUCAGCAAACCAGACUGACGGAUGGGGUCAAUGAUCCCAAGCAAGCGGGUAGGGAUGAUACAGGUCUUAAUGUCCUACAGACUGUGAUAGAGAGGGCCACGUCGAGGAGUACUAUCGAACAAGAGAUAUCGAGACUGUCUCAGGGAAUUGAUACUUCAGAUCCUUAUGCUCCAGUUAGAGCCCUUCGAUCGCUAAAACACGCGCGCCUCCAAAAACGUCUUUUCAUAUUGGAUAAAGAUGCUCGACUACGCAGUGGUAUGCGAGGGAUGCAAGCCAGGAAAGCACUUGUGGCUUUUGAGAAAGUUGUUGCUGAAUCGCAGAGAAUGUUAGAACAACCCAGCGAAGACCUCUCGGCCGACACCCUCCAGCAAGAGACUCAAGAUGCAGUGGACUUGCUCGCGCAGCUUCAAGCACAAAUCGAACCAGCUCUUGUUGCAGAAACAGAGACUAGGGCGCGGAGUAUCCUGACCGGAUUAGGAUUCUCAUCUGCAAUGAUGGUAAAGCUUAUCUCCGACUUGUCGGGCGGUUGGCACAUGCGAGCAGCUCUUGCUUCUACCCUUUUACAGGACGCCGACAUACUGAUCCUUGACGAACCUACAAACUUCCUCGACAUGCUGGGCAUUAUCUGGCUGCAACGAUACCUCAUCUCAAUGGGGGAUAACCGCAAGCCACCUACCAUGAUUAUCGUCUCCCACGAUCGAGACUUCAUCAGCCUCUGCACGGAUCUGAUCAUUCUCAAAGACAAGCAGCUCACGUACUUUCACGGAGAUCUGCCCACAUACGAGAUAUCGCAAUCCGAACGACGAAAAUAUCUCACGACGAUGAAGGAAGCACAGGAAAAGCAAAAAGCCCACAUUGAGAAGACGAUCGCAGCCAAUCUCAAAGCGGGCAAGGCAAACGACGAUCAGAACAAGAUCAAACAAGCAAAGUCACGUCAGAAGAAACUAGAUAACCGGUGGGGCAUGGAAGUCAGUGCUAGGGGCGGUAGGUUUAAGUUGAAUCGCGACCUAGUUGGCUAUCACUUUACAGCUCGAGAGGAGAUCGACAUACCCCCAGAAGAACGCCCCGUUAUUAUAAAUUUACCGGAGCCGCCUGAUCUCCGAUUUCCAGGAUCGCUCAUAAUUCUUGAAAAAGUCAGCUUCCGUUAUGCAUCUACGUCUCCGAUCGUCAUCCGGGAUGUCGACCUCUCGGUCGGUAUGGGCGACCGAAUUGGGAUAUUGGGGUUGAACGGGGCGGGCAAGUCAACACUCAUCCAAACAUUGGUUGGAGAAACAAAUGCGACACAAGGAACAAGGAAUACGCACCCACGCCUACGGCUGGGAUAUUACUCCCAGCAUGGAGUGGAGGGUCUGCAAGCCCUUGGUGCGCAGGAUGAAACACUCACAUCGCUAGCACUAUUGACUCAGGAUGUUAAUGGGGAAUUGACAGAGGGUGAGAUCCGCGGCCUCCUAAGUCAGCUGGGACUGCCUGGGCGUCUAGCCUCGGAUGUACCUAUUCGCAAGCUGUCGGGCGGACAGCUGGUUCGCUGUGCGCUGGCACGGUUGUUCUGGCGUCGUCCUCAUUGCCUUGUUCUGGAUGAGGUCACGACCCACUUGGACUAUGAAACUGUUACAGCGUUAAGGCGGGCGCUUAAUGAGUGGAAUGGGGCGGUUGUUGCUGUUAGUCAUGAUAGAUGGUUUAUGAGGGGGGCUGUGGAGGGGGCUAUAGAUGAAGGGCAGUCGGAGGAUGAGGAGGAUGAUACUGUUGAUGGGUUAGAGAAUAGGAGGAGAGUCAUGUAUAUGGUACGCGGUGGGGAGUUGAGUGUCCUGGGGCGAGGUGUUGAUGAGUUCGAGGAGUUGAUAGAAAGGCGAGUGAGGAAGUUGAUACACUAG
Messenger RNA from Aspergillus piperis CBS 112811, 2236 nucleotides. Its product is annotated as ABC-F family ATP-binding cassette domain-containing protein. The record is from RefSeq and is a predicted model, not a curated record. The transcript has 5 exons. Lineage: Eukaryota; Fungi; Ascomycota; Eurotiomycetes; Eurotiales; Aspergillaceae. The coding region runs from base 26 to 2236 and encodes 736 amino acids. Gene Ontology annotation, molecular function: ATP binding; ATP hydrolysis activity.